This is a messenger RNA of Actinia tenebrosa (Australian red waratah sea anemone), 2818 nucleotides long. RefSeq names its product PGAP2-interacting protein. Gene Ontology annotation, cellular component: endoplasmic reticulum. NCBI's taxonomy places the organism in Eukaryota, Metazoa, Cnidaria, Anthozoa, Actiniaria, Actiniidae. The record is from RefSeq and is a predicted model, not a curated record. Gene Ontology annotation, biological process: GPI anchor biosynthetic process.
AGGACCUUACGGUUUGUCUGGGUUUCAACAUGGCGGACAAACCAGAUAAAAGUAAAGCAAAAGAAAUAGCUUCACAGAAGAGACGGCGUCGAAAGGAGCUAAGACACAGGGCACAGAGCCUUAUUGAAGGAGCAACAGAUCCUUGGGAGAACACGGAAGAAUACGAAACUGUGAUUCCCGAGGAAGAAGAUGUGGAAUUCGUGGAUGAAGAGACAGCUGAGCUCGCAGAGGAUGUGAUUCAGUAUACCAAUAUGGGAAGGGAACUGCUAUGUGAGAYGAUAUUAGGUUAUCUUUGGUGGUCCUUAAUCCAUGGUAUUGCACCCAUGAUUUGGUUUUAUCCACUAAAUGAGCUGGAAAUAUCAGGAUAUGAGGCCUUUGUCGCAACUAUUUUAUCACCUAUUGUUACCGGYAUUGGUUCUGUGAUGGGGUUUUGCCAAAGUCUUCAUGGAUUAGCUGUACUUCGUUCUUUAUCAAUGAUUGGUAUUGCAUCCUUCCAAGCCCCAUCAACUCUUAUUAGACUUAUAUUGCUUGCAUUUGGGUGUGGUGCAGCAAUGCUGUGGUUCUGUGGAGUGAUUUGGAAUAAGAGCUCAAGUGAAAGAUCACUGUCAUUCUGGGGCUUAAUUCUUGGUUUCUUUCUCAUGCUGGCAUCAAGAGCAUGGUAUGUCUCCAUCAACCCUGUCUGGGCAGAUCCAACCUCCAACAGGUGUCUCCUUCUUCUCGGUAUCAUAGCUCUUCUAGACAGGGUUUAUACAGGUCAUAUAGCAAAUGCUGAGUUGGAUGGAAAGCCAGCAUUACGAAAAAACAAAGACUCCAAGAUUUCUGGUCCUGGUUGGGUUUUGGUUGCCCUCGGGUUUGGUGCUCUGAUGUUCCUGACGCAUGCAGUAUUUGGUGAAGUGUCAUUGRUGUGCCGAUGGGCUGUUUCUCCUUAUCCUGACACAGGGCCACCUCCAAAUCCAUGGGGAGCUGCAGUAGCUAUAGCCUUGGUAACUGGUGUCCUCCUGUCUCCCUUCAAAUUUACCUCGUCAAUUUUGUGGUGGAUUGUGGGAUCAUCUGGAGCUGCUGCAUUAUACUAUGCUCCUCGUUAUGGUUCACUAGCUGGUGGGCUGGUACUUGCUGUGUAUGUCAUGUCAAUUUGGCCAUCCAUGAUAGACAGACUAUUUUGUCGCCCUUCAGCCAGAACACUUACCCUAGCCAAUGUAAUAUACAUUGUUCUUACUCUUGGAUCUGUCUGGGUGGUGGCCUUUAAUUUUGUCCCUGGCGGUGAAUACACCCGAGAGAGGACAGACAUAUUAGUAGGCAUAACUAUGGUGUUCAUUGGUCUUGGCAUGUUGACCCAAACUACCCCAGAUACAAAGGAACUCUAUGGGAAGGCAAAAAAAGAAGAUGCGCCCUUGGAAGAGAAGCCAUCUCAACAGUCUGAGUCUAGAAACCCUUUCGCAUUUGAUAAUGUUGCCUUCCCCGAAGACAAUGGUGACAAGUAUCAAUUCUUUAAUACUCAUGUUAAACCAGUUUUAUGGCUUCUCUUAAUGACAAUCAUAGGAAUUAUGCUCAUAAGACAUAGAAAGCUGRAAUAUCAUACCCCAGUUAAGGAGGAUCCUCAAGUAUUUUCAGCCAUGAUAUGGACUGUACACUUUGGAUAUGACAACAGGGGUUGGCCAAGCUUUGAAAGAGGUGCCCGACUCAUCAACGACACAGGAGCUGAUAUCCUGGGUUUUCUAGAGAGUGACACUUCUAAACCAUACCUUGGUAAUCAUGACUUAGCUGGAUGGUUUGAAGAACGACUAGGAAURCAUGCAGACUUUGGACCAUCAACGAGAGAUCAUACAUGGGGAGCAACACUUUUUUCCAAGUAUCCUUUUAUCAAGUCACAGCACCAUCUUUUACCAUCACCAGAAGGUGAGCUGGCUCCAGCUMUUAGUGCCACAGUCAACAUAUCUGGCAGUCUUGUUGAUGUUAUACUUGUUCACAUGGGAAACGACAGGGAUGAUUUAGAUCGAAAGCUACAAGCACAAGAACUAGCACGAAUAGCAGAUGAAAGUCCAAACCCAGUGGUGUUCCUUGGCUAUGUAACGUCUGCACCAGGGAGCCGUGAUUACUACACUUUGUUGAAAAAAGGACGAAUGAAGGACAUAGACGAAUCAGACAGUCAAAGAUGGUGUGAGUACAUCAUGUACCGUGGUUUAACACGGCUCGGUUACGCGAGGAUCUCACACGGAGGUCUGAGUGACACGGAAGUACAGAUGGCAAAGUUUCGCAUCCCUGCUGCAGGAGAAAAGUACAAAGAUAAUCCCACCCUCGUUACGUCGUCUGUAAAAGUACCAAAGCACUUACAGUUCACGGAUAGGUUUGGUUCAUAUUUCGUUGGACAUUACACAGGAGAACACCACUAUCACAUGUCGACGCCUAAAUACUUCCUACCAUAGUAACAGUUGCCUUGGUAAUGGAGAUGUCGCCAUAGCAACGCAGAUCAUUCUGGGAAUUGACUAAAGGCAAUCACCUAAAGUGGCUGGUAUUYCUAAGUGAAGUGAUGAAGAGACAUAAAUCCGAGGUCGAAAGAAGAAAGAGUGUUUUCGAAAAACGCCAAGCUCGACUGAGGAACAACGCUGUCAUAACAGACUGAUAUCUUGGAAGAAUAUGCUUUCAAUUCCAUGGAAAAGAAAUAGGUUUUUCUUCGCGAAAACACUUAAGUCUCGUCCAGUAGUUUCUCCAUUAUUUUGUAGACAUUAUURCACGAGCAAUAUUCAUAGUUUAUAGUAUUAUAUCUGCUUGCUUUUUUCUGAUUAAAAAUUAAUAACGAAAUAAAGCUUAUUUUGAUCAA